Molecule: messenger RNA, 583 nt
Organism: Erythranthe guttata (spotted monkey flower)
Lineage: Eukaryota; Viridiplantae; Streptophyta; Magnoliopsida; Lamiales; Phrymaceae
Source: RefSeq, a predicted model, not a curated record
UAGUCUUCAAUACUAAAAAUACAUUUAUAAUUAGAAAUUUGGGGUUCUAUUUACAUCUUUGAUUAAUCCUGCGCAGGUUAGCACUAAACAUGCUGUCGGAUGAGGUGUACGAUACGGAAUGGGACAUGAUAAUGGUGGACGCGCCGCGGGGGUACUUUGCGGAGGCGCCAGGGAGAAUGGCGGCUAUAUAUUCGGCGGCGGUGAUGGCGAAGAACCGGAAAAAAUCUGGUGUGACGCACGUUUUCGUGCACGAUAUGGACCGCAGGGUCGAGAAGAUGUACGCCGAGGCGUUUCUGUGCAAGAAGCAUUUCGUGAAGGCGGUUGGGCGGCUGUGGCAUUUCGAGAUACCGCCAGCAGCUAACGUGGGCCGCAACUUCUGCUAGGAUGCGCAUUGCUUGUUGUAUAUUGCCGCUAUACUACCAAAGUAAAAAAAAAAAAAAAAAAAAAAAAAAAAAACCCACACAAUUUUCUCUCUCCUUUUUUAUUUACAUGAUGGACAAGUGGUUUUUUUUUUUCUUUUUUUUUUUGGGUUUUAAAAUUUAUUUCACAUGGAGCAGCUCAUACCUCAUAGAUUUCAAUCGUA